Molecule: messenger RNA, 10490 nt
Organism: Psammomys obesus (fat sand rat)
Lineage: Eukaryota; Metazoa; Chordata; Mammalia; Rodentia; Muridae
Product: zinc finger protein 878-like
Exons: 4
Coding region: 110-1957 (615 amino acids)
Biological process (GO): regulation of DNA-templated transcription
Source: RefSeq, a predicted model, not a curated record
GAUUGUGUCUUCUGUGGAAAGAGGCCCGCCGCUUGUUUCCCGAGCGCCUGCGUCCCAUCCGCCGCUUGCACGAGCCGCCGGAGACGAGCCGGACCCCCGGGGACUGGAAAUGGAGUCAGUGGCCUUUGAGGAUGUGGCUGUGAACUUCUCCCUGGAGGAGUGGGCUAUGCUGAAUCCAUACCAGAAGAACCUCUACAAAGAUGUAAUGCAGGAAACCUUGAGGAACCUGGCCACUGUAGGAAAUAGUUUGGAGCACCAUAUCAUUGCAAAUAUAUACCGAAAUUCCUGGAGAAAGCUAAGUGGUCAAGUGGUGGAGGGACUGUAUGACUAUAAAGAAGAUCAUCAAUGUGCAGAACUUUUUGACUUCACAACACACAGUAUUGUAAACCACAACUCCUUACCAGGCGUAUAUAUCUGUGAAAACAGUGGGUGCGCAAGAGUAGUCAUUGGCCAUUUAUCUCUGAGUGUGCUCCUUAAGCCUGAUGCACAGCGUGAAUCCUAUGACGAUCAGGAAUAUGGAAGGGAAAUGUAUGGCAUGGAAUUUGGGGCCACCUCGAGUUCUUUUCCGCCGUUUGAGAACUAUGAAAGUACCUACACACUCGAGAGACUGUAUAAGACUGAGCAAUGUAAUGAAGACUAUAGGUACGGCCAGGGUCCUGAGAAGACUCUGACUGAAGACAAGCCUUUUAAGUGUAAGCAGUGUGGGAAAGCUUUCAGUUCCUCCAGGUACUUUCGAAGGCACGAACGCCGCCAUCGUGCAAAGAAAUGCUAUAUAUGCAAGCAGUGUGGGAAAGCUUUUGCUUUCCCCACCUACCUACAGACACAUGAAAGAAUUCACACUGGGGAGAAGCCUUAUGUGUGCGUGCAGUGUGGGAAAACCUUUGCUCAUUCUCGUUCCCUUAAAACACAUAAAAGAACUCACUCCGUUAGGGACCUGUUUGUGUGCAAUUACUGUGGGAAGACCUUACGUCAUUAUAGUUCUCUUCAAAUUCAUACAAGAAUUCACACUGGAGAGAAACCUUAUGUAUGUAAACCAUGUGGCAAGUCCUUCAUUACUUAUCGUUCCUUUCGAAUACAUGAACGAAUUCACACUGGAGAAACCCCGUAUGAAUGCAAGCAGUGUGGGAACACCUUCAUGCGUUGGAUUCAAUUACGAAAACAUGAAAUAAUUCACAGUGGUGUGAAACCCUAUGCUUGUAAGCUAUGUGGGAAAAGCUUUACUUGUUCUGGUUCCCUGAGAACACAUGAGAGAAUUCACACGGGGGAGAGACCCUAUGUGUGUGACCAGUGUGGGUAUAGCUUUACUCGGUUGAAUUCGCUUUUAAGACAUAAAAUCAUUCACACUGGUGAGAAGCCCUAUGUGUGUAAUCAUUGUGGGAAGACUUUUCCUCGUUCUGCUUCCCUUCAAAGGCAUGUAAAAAUUCACACUGAGGAGAAACCCUAUGUGUGCAAGCAAUGUGGGGUUGCCUUCGCUAGCUCCACUGACCUUACAGAACACGAGCAGACUCACGCGGAAGAAAAACCUUACAUCUGUGAGCAGUGUGGCAAUGCCUUCGUGCUUUGGAGUCAGUUUCAGAAACACAAAGCACUUCACAGUGUCCCAGUUUCCUAUGUUUGUAAGCAGUGUGGGAAAAGCUUCACUUCUUCUAGGUCGCUGAAAACACACGAAAGAAUCCACACUGGCGAGAAGCCCUAUGAGUGCAAGCAGUGUGGGAAAGCCUUCGUUUGGUCUUACUCCCUUCAAAGACAUGAAAAAACUCAUAGUGAUGGGAAGCCCCACGUGUGCAAACAGUGUGGGGAGGCCUUCCCUUACUAUAGCCAUCUUGAGGUGCACGAAAAAAUACACAUUGAUGAUGAAACUUUUAAUUGUAAGUACUGUGGCAAACUCUUCUUCACUUUGAACCAUUUGCAUAGACAUGAAUUACUUCACACUACCCUGGAUCCCAGUGUUUUUUAGUAAUGUGAGAAAAAAGUUGGGGGAAGGGUCUUGGUGACUUUCAUAGAAAUAAGCAAAAUUCACACUGGAUAAAGAAAAACUGGAUUUGUGCUAGCAAUGUGGAAAAACCUUUUUAUUUGUUUCAUUGAAACAAACAUGAAAUGUCACAGUGGAGAGAAACUUCUUUUUUUUAAAUCAAUGUACAGUUUUUGAGCUUAAAGUUCCUUGAAAUACAUGAAAGAGAAACAGACCUGUGACUGUAAGCAAUAUGGUAAAUUGCCUUCUGCAGUUCCAGAUCGUGGAAGAGACAUGAGAAAACUCAUGCUGUAGAGAAACUAUGUGUAUAUAAGGUGUUGUAAAAAAAAAGCCUUCAUUUUUGUCCCCAUUCCCUCUGAAUACAUGGAAGGAGUCACUGUGGAGAGAGACCCUUCAUAUAUAGGCAACCUUAGCUAGUCUUCAGUUACUGUAUCCUCACAGACAUGGAAGAACCUCCUAUAGAGAAACCUUAAAAACAGGAUUUAUGAACUCUUCAUUAUCCUCAUAGCACAAGAAUGUGCACGGGGAGAAUUCCUAUCAGCAGAAAACCUCUGUGAACACCAUCUGGUUCAAUUAACACAUAAGGAAAGAACUUGAUAUGGAGUGCUAAUUUGCUUGAAAGAAGUGUUCAAGGUUUCAUUUGGCACACAUGGAAACAGACACCAGAUGAAAACCUUUGCUGUUGAAAAGCAUUGGAAAACCUAGAGCAGUAGCAAAUAUAGGAAAAGUCCUUUGAAUUUUUUCGUGCUUAAUCUGAUAAAUAUCAGUAUUAUGAAGAACUGGACAUACUAAUUUUUUUGUAGCAUGCUCUUGGAAAUGCACACUCUGAAGAGAAUGUUAUCAAGUACAGUAUUUUGUAUUUAUUGGAAAAUUUCAGGGGCUGAGAGGGAUGGCUUAGCCUUUACGAGCUUUUGCUGCUUUUUCAAAGGACCUGAAUUUGGUUUUCAGCACCGGAUCACAUGACUCAUGACGGCAUGUGAUGCCAGUUCUAGGAGAUCCAAUUCUUUGCUCACACACAGCAUAAAUUUACUGUACACAUAAAAAUAAAAUCAAAUUUUAUUUUUUUCAGAAAAGCCUUUGCUGUGUAUCCCAGGUUGUCCUGGAACUGGUAUUGUUCCAGCUUCUAGAUCUUGACUGUGUAAUGAAAUGCCCCUGCCUCCACAUUCGCCAUUGUUAGCUCCUGCUUUAAGAGUCAUCUCUUGACUUGAUUCUAAGUUUUAGCUCUACAAAAGUAAGCAUUAAGCAGAGCAUUGUGUAAUGUGGAAUGGCAGCUUAAACCCAUGAGUGGAGACUAGUAAGACCUACAUAUGGAAAAUUGACAGGAAUACAAAGUGUGUUUUAUUAAAUUUAUCUUAAAGCAAUCAUGUAUUAAUUUAAUGGGUGAUGCUUUUUUUUUUUUUUUGUAAACCAAGUAAGGUAGAUGCUUCUCUUAUCAUUGUAAAUUAUGUUGGAUUCAUUGGUGAUUGAUAUUUGAAGUAUGCCAGUCCACAUAAAUAUCUUUAAAAAGCAGCUUAGUAUUUAUGUAUUAGCCUUGUAUGUAUAGGUAUAUGCCCAUAGAGGCCAGAAGAUGGUAUCAUGUCUUUUGAUCUGGCAUUACCAACAUGACAUGUUUGACAUGUGUAAUGGAAUCUAAAUCCUAGUCUUAAUGAUAGAGUAGUAAGUACUCUUAACUGCAGAGCCAUCCAUCCCUCCAGCCCUGGCAUAAGUGUCUUGUUUUUCAAUCAUGUUUAGUAAGUAUUUAAAAAUGACUUUGUGAAUAUUGAAAUAGUUCUGUUGGUUUCAUUUGGCUGAUUAUAAGCAUUUUGUGUAUACUCUUUAUUUUUCAUGAAAAAAAAAACACUUUAAAAAUGUGUGUGCGUGCAUGUGUGUGUUGGGGGCCAUUGUUUCUGUGGUUGCUGGUAUGGUUUUGUGUUGGCGGUGUUCACAGUGUGAACAAAGUAAUAUACUGGGUGCCUUGGUCUAUUGCUGUUAUUCCCCUAAGACAGGGUCUCACUGAACCUGGCUGGGCAGACAGUCAGCAGAACCCAGCAUUUCUUGUCUCUCUGCUCCCCACAUUGCUGGCUGUACAGACACACUUAUUCCCAGCUGUUUUUUGUUAUGGUUUUUUUUUUUUUUUGGUUUUUUGAGACUGUAGGCUGUCCCACACUUCCUUUGUAGACCAGGCUAGCCUCAAACUCACAGAGAUCUGCUUGCCUCUGCCUCUUGGAGUGCCAGGAUUACCCAGGUGUGCCACCACCUCAGGCCCAAACCAGUUUCCAAUUGAUUUUGUCUCCUGUGUUUUGUUUCUUUCUGAUGUGUUCUCACACAGACCUUGAGUACAUGUUCUUUUAAGUAUUUUCAAAAUACUUUUAGAAUAGCAAAUGUUAGGGUUUAAUCAUAGGUCAGAUCAUCUUUCCAAGUUGGCUUAUUUUUUCCUUUUGAGAAUGUUAUACACGCAUGGAAUAAAUGAUACUCUUAUGUCCCCACUAUUUCUUCUUCUCACCCUCCCUGUUUUUCCCUAACACCCCCCUGUUAACUUUGUCUGUUAGUGCUUCUCAUACAUGCAUGGGUGUGGAGGAUGGGUGACCUGCUGGUAGUUACAUCUUCACACCCCAGUGGCUAUUCACUGCCAGUAGCUUGUCAGGGGGAUGGGCCUGGAGCUGACCUGCCCCUCGGUGCUUGGAUCUGGGCUUGCUUAAGCUUACGCUGUAUGUCUUGUAUAUGCAGUCACAGUUGCUGUGAGGCCGUGACUAUAACAACCACGUCACAGCGCUCCUCCCCACCCUCUAGCUGUUGUAUUCUUGUAUUGUUUUUCUUCGGUUUUCACCGAGCCUUGGUCACAGUGGAGAUUAAUGCAGCUGUCUCGUGAACAUUCAGCCUGUGCUUAGCCCUUUGACCAGUUACGCAUCUCUCCGUUGACAGCUGGCCACUGUAAAAAGAAGCUUCUCUGACCAAAGUUGACAGCACCCAAGGUCUCUUGGUGCCAAGAGCUCAGUGGAUGGCAGAAACUUGAUAUCUGUUUGUUUGCUUGUUUGUUUGUUUGAGACUGGGUCAUGCUAUGUAGCUUGAUUAGCCUGAAACUUUCUAGUAGGCCAGGCUGUUGUCAAUUUGUGCUUAGCUUUUCUUUUAUGUCAUGAGCUCUUACUGUCAAAUGUGUGUGAUUAUGUGAUUUUACUGUGUAAAUUUUGUUUUUAUGUAUCUUUCAUUUUCAUUAUAAUUUCCCUAGUCAUUGCAUUAGGGUAUAGAGGUAUUGCCGGGGCGGUGGCGGCACAUACCUUUAGUCUCAGCACUUGGGAGGGAGAGGCAGCCAGCUCUCAGAGUUUGAGGCCAGCCUGGUGUACAAAGUGUGUCCAGGAAAGCCAAGGCUACACAGAGAAACUGUCUCAAAAAGCAAAAUAUGUGUAUAUAUACUGGUAUUACACUGCCUUCUUGCUACAGAAACCAUGUUCAAUAAAUUGUACUAACUGUCUCCAUAAGUGAGUGGCUCAUCUAUGAAAGCAUUCUUCAUAUUGUUUCUGACAGGACUGGUGUAAUUUAGGGGGUCUUACAAGGGUAGACGCUGUAAUUCAGUGUCCCCCGUGUUGGAUGCACUGAGGGGUGACUGUAAUUCUGCUCUUGUAAACAAAACUGGUUGUUACCCAGAAGACUGCAGUCUGGAUUAAAGGGAGAUGUAAUUCAUGAGCUGUGCCAGUCAGUCCAUCAGUGAGUAGAAGGUACUUUCCUAUUUCUUGAUUCAGACUGUUUUACGGGUUUUUUUUUUUUUUUUCAGUUUAACAGAUGUCCUUAUAGAAUGUCUUUCUGUCAUAGUCAUUAAGGAGUCUUUCUCAUUGGUGGAGGCUUGGGACAUGUCCAUCAGUGGCAGAAGAUGCGGCCUUGUUGUAUGAGAUGAACACUAGUGUUCUGGAUCAUUUUUGCAUUUCUUAGUUUCUUUAUAAACACUAAUAUUACUAUACUGUGACAGAUGCGGUUACCCACGUUUAGGUGUCCCUAGACUUUCCACAGGGCUACAUUAUAAUAAGUAAAGUGAAAAUAUGAAAAAAGCACUUUACAAUCAAGCUAGUGACCAUCAAACCAUAGUCUAGUCUGCAUCAACAUUUUGGGCACAUUAUUUUCCUAAAGUUGGGGAAGGUUUCUUUUUCUUUGUAUUUAAUGUUAAUGUUUUUAAAUUGUUUGUGUGGAUGUUGGCAAAGUUAGAGGUUUUCUGAUGACAUUGUCACUCAGGUUUCCGCAGACUUUAACCACAGUCACUUGGUUCCUUGUCCCUUCCUUCUCCCCUGUGGUCCUGUUCUCCCAAAUAGACUCACUAGUGGUUUCAUCUCUCUAGUUUGUUAAAAUCUAGAUUUUUAAUUCUGUUUUGUAUAGAAGGAACAUCGUUUGGGCCUGACUGUCACUUCCAUGGUGAUCUCCAGUUUUGUCCAUUUUUUUGCCAAUAACAGUGACCUAGUACAGUCAACAUUUUAUAUACACCACAUUUAAAAAAUUAGUUUAUCUAUUGAUGGGUACUGAGGCGGAUUCUGUAAUGGAGUGUAACUGAUUUGCAGUGUAUGAACAUGAGUACAAGUAUGUCUGGUAUAAUCUGACAUAGAUUCCUUUCAUUAUAUACUAAACAACAGUGCAGCAGCAUAAGACAAUUAUAGUUUAAUUUUAGAUGAAAUACUUCUAGUUUUCAGAGUGACCAUGCUAAUGUACGUUUCCUGGAGCAACCUUACAUUCUCACAUUCUCAUGUUUUAGCUUGGUUCCUUGAUAGCUAAUCACACUAGGGUGUUGAGAAUUUUCAUGUAUUUAUUGGGUAUUUGUACAUUGUAUUUAUUGGAUACAGUGUACAUGUAUUUAUUGGAUAUUUGUACAUUUCGAACUGAUUGUUUCCCUAUGUGUUGAUUCAAUUACUUGUUUACAACAUAAUUUUUGUUUCCUUGUAGUGGUGUCCUCAAAGUGUUCCAUGUAUCUUACGGUGGUUUCAAGCUUACUGUGUGUGUGUGUUUCUGUGCAUCACUCCCUUGUCAGAUGAAUGAGCGUCCAAAGAUAUUUCCCCCACUCCGUAGCUUUGUCUAACAAUUGUUUCCUUUUUCUUUAUAAAAGCUCUUUAACUCCUUGCAAUGAUUAAAUCUCUUUUAUACUUUGGACGUUUUUGUUUGUUACUGGUUUUCCAUGGAUUCUUGCUGUGUAGGCCUGACUAACCUGAACUUGCUGUGUAUGUAUACCCGAGACUAGCCGCUAAUUUGGAGCAGUCUUCCUGCCUCUGUUCUCUGGGUGUUAACACUGUAAUCAUGAGCCUCUAAUCCCACUCUCUUUGCCAUCCAGUAAACUAUUAGUUUCAGAAUGCCAUUGUCUAUGCCUAUAUCGUCAUGUAUUCCAUGGAUUAGCCUCUGUGAGUUUCAAGUUGUUUAGGCCUUCCCUUAAGGCCUUUAGUUCAUUUUGAGUUGCUUUUGUACAGAAUGAUAGAGGGAUUUAGGGCUAUUCUUGUGCAUAUGGUGUUGUUUUCUUGUUGGGGUACCUUUGCUGAAAUCAGAAGGUUGUGGCUUGAUGGAUAUUUUGGAACUGUAUUCUUUCCUUGCUCUAUUUGUCUAUUUUUUAAGGUACGCUGUUUCACUAUGGUUUUAUAGCAUAAUGUAAGUUGAGUGUUGUAAUGACUCUAGCUAGCAUUACCCUUUUUGCUCAGUGUUGCUUUGAAUAUUUGGGAUAUUUUGGCUUUCUUACAAUUACAGUUUUGUGUUUUCUGUUUCUGUAAAUAAUGGCAUUGGAGUUCUUUUUCCAAGAUGGGGUUUCUCUAUAUGUAGCCCUGGCUAUCCUGGAUCUCUAUUUGUAGACCAGGCUAGCCUCGAACUCACAGAGAUCUGCUUGCCUCUGCCUCCCAAGUGCUGGGAUUAAAGGCAUGGGCGUUCACCACCACACCCAGCUGCCAGAAUUUGGGGGGGGGGGUGUCAUUGAGUCUGAAGACCGCUUUACACUUUUUGAUACUAUAAUGGUGCUGAUUUGUGAGCAUAGGAAUGUUUUCCAUUUUCAGAGCCUUCAAUUCUUCGGUGUUUUUAAAUCAUUAUGUACUCCUUUCAUCAGCUUAUUCGUAGGUGAAUUUGGCUUUCUGUCUUGUAAUGAUCGGAUGUAGAGUCUUUUGGUGUGGCAGUUUGGGUCUUUUUGAGAAUAUGAUCAGAGGAGCAGCCAAGAGCACUGGCUCCUCCCCUAGAGGACUGAAGCUUGAUUACAUGGCACCCCACUACUCUAAGUCCAGUUCUAAGGAACCCAGCACCCUUUUCUGGUCUCUGGGGAACCAGACAUGCACAUGGUACACAGACAGGCCUGCAGGCAAAACACCUACACACGUAAUAAAAGUAGGUUUGUUUGUUUGUUUGUUUUUUAAGAUGGUCAUAUUGUCUACAAGUAGAGAUUUGGCUUCCUUCACUUCCUUUUUCUUUCCUCGGCGCUCAGGAUUGAGCCUAGGAGUGUGUGUGUGGUAGGCAAGUGCUGCACCUCUGAGGUGCGACCGCUCACUUGGAUCCCUUGCCUUCUUUUCCCUAAGUUUCCGAGCUAAGGAUUUGAGGUGUAUAUAGCAGCGUUGAGAAGGUGGACACUUUUAUGUUCUCGAUUGUUGAAGAAGUGCUUUUAGUUUCCCUGUUGGUGUAAUAUUGGCUUUAGUUUGUCAUUUAUAGCACCUGUUACAAUGAGAUGUGUUCCUUUUCCUAUGUAUUCAGGUGAUCACAUGAUUUCAGUCCUUGAAUAUCAAUAUUCUCUAUUAGAUUCACUGAUGGAUAUCUGUGAAAAACAUGCUAUGAAAUCAACCUGAUGGAUUGUGAUAUUUUUAAUAUGUCGAGUUGGUUUGAGAGUAUAAUUUUGAGGGAUUUUUGUUUUGUUUUUCAUCAAGGAAGUUGUUUUGAAGUCUCCUUUGUUCAGCCCUUCAGGGAUUUGAUAUCAUGGUGACACUGUCUAAGAAUAAAUUAGUUAGUGUCUCUUCCCUUUAUAGUUAGUGAAAUAGUUUGGGAAGCUUGGUAGAAUUCAGUAGGGAAUUGGUCAAGUCGGCUCUCCUUGAGACAAAAUUCAUUUCUAGCUUAAUUAUGUUGCUCUUUUACAUUGUUCACAUUCCAUUGAUUUAUUUUGUUCAUCUGUUUAUUUUGUUUUGUUACUGAUUGAGAAUUUUAUACAUGCACAUGAUACAUUUUCAUCAAGCCACCUGUUCCCAUUCCUCUCCCUCAUUCUUCUAUACCUUCCACCACUGUCCCUCUCAAUUCAGUUUGUUCUUUUGUUUUUAACCUUUGUAGUCUCCUUAAUACUGCCAGUGUAUACAUGGGUGCAGGGCCAUCUUCUGUGGCAUGAGUAGCUUCUCCCUGAGGAAAACUGACUCUCCCUCUCCCAGCAGUCUUCAGUUGUCGCUAGCUGCCCAGGAGUGGGCCUUUCUGAACACCUCAGCUCUCCACGCUGGGGCUUCUGUCUGGCUUGAUCCUGUGUAUGCAGUCAGAGCUGUCAACAACGCGCAGUUGUCCUGUCGCGUCCAGAAUCUACGAUCCAGCGCUCACACUCUUUCUGCAUCCUCAUCUGUAAUGAUCGCUGGUCCUUUGAGAGAAGGGAUGUGAUGUAGGUAGAUGUCCCAUUUAGAGCGGAGCCAGUUGUGAGUCUCCAUUAAUUGCCAUCGACUGCAAAAACAAGAAAACAAACAAAAACAAGCCAGCCUCUGUGAUGACGGUUGAGAGAUAAGCUUGUCUUUGGGACUAAAGAUACCUUUCAACAAACUGAGAGUAGCUUCGUACAAAGUUCUCCACAUUAAUGGUGCCAGACAAGAGUUUCAUCUUGUAGAGUGUGGAAUGGUCCUUAAGUCCAGUCAAAAAGUGUUUGGUUAUCUGAACAUUCAUGCUGUACUCAUGGCUGUGUCUUGUUAGAGUGAUCGCUACUGUUUCUCAGAGGGUUCUCAGCUGGGUAAACUUGAUGUCCAGUCUUCUCCCUGGGUAAGUACGCACAGCACCUUCCAGUGCUGUGGAAGCUAGCCAGUAGAAGCAGCCCUUAGGUCAGUCUAAGGUCAGUUUCUUCAUGUGCUCUGACAGAGCAUGUGGUGUCUUCAGUGAUGCAGUCUUACCGUAAAGCUCUGUGUGGUCACCAAGUACAGUAACGACAGCCUAUAAUAUUUGGAGGGGGGUCUAUAGAACUUCAAACUUUUGACCUGAUUUGAUAUUUCAUAUAUGUCUUGAAAUUACUCUUUUUGGUUUUUCAGCUUAUUGUAAUAUAAGUUUCAAAAAGUAUCCUCAAAUCAUUGUCUGGAUUUCAUUUACUGUCUGUUGUAAUGUCUCCUUUUCAACUCUAACUUUACUCAUAUGAAUAAGUGUAUAAAAGAAAACAUAAGAUAAUAAGCAAUGAAGUACCUAAUUAAAUUUUGUAAAUAUUGUAACUGCCUGAAAGUUGUAUAAGGAGCAGCUGCAGGGUGGACGGUUUUUGAGUGAUCACCCUUUCUCGGCGUACUUUUUGGUGAUGCAACUGACUUUGAGUUACCCAUACUCCUGUAAGUGAUCCUGUAUUCACACUAUUGUAAGUAAACCCCAAUAAAAUCAUUGUUCUCCA